UCACAUGCUGCUUUCCACCCAAUGGCCGAGCGUGUCGUGUAGCAGAGCUGCUGGCGCGGGUGCAGGCUGUGGAGUGGGCGGGGUGGCAGCAGUAGUACAGAUAAGUCCUUGCUUCGGGGCAAGCUGCGGAUAACGGGUGACAGUAUCCCCAGACAUGGCAUCCACGCAGUCUGUGAUCACGUUUGCGGUUUGCAUCCUGUUGAUCUCUGAAGUAAUACUUGCAAAAAAGACUUAUUAUGACAUAUUAGGGGUUCCUAAAAAUGCCUCAGAGCGACAGAUCAAAAAAGCUUUUCACAAGCUUGCAAUGAAAUACCACCCUGACAAAAAUAAAAGUCCGGAUGCCGAAGCAAAGUUUCGUGAAAUAGCCGAGGCAUAUGAGACGCUUUCUGAUGAAAAUAAAAGGAAGGAGUAUGACCAGUUUGGACACGAUGCUUUCACCAGUGGUGGAAGGUCAAGUAAUGAUCAACAUUUCCAUCAGCAUUUCAACUUCAACUUUGAUGACCUCUUCAAAGACUUUGAUUUUUUUGGUGAGAGUCAAAACUCUAGAUCGAAAAGGCACUUUGACAGCCAUUUUAGGAAUCACCAAGAAUCUCACAACAGGCAUAAGCGCCACUUUGAAGACUUUUCUUUUGGCGGAGGACUGUUUAACGAUAUGUUUGAAGAUAUGGAGAAAAUGUUCACGUUUGGUGGCUUUGAUGGUUCCCAGAGACACAAUGUUAGAACAAACGGUGGAUUUCAUGGGUCCAGCAAACACUGCAGAACAGUUACCCAACGCAGAGGGAAUAUGGUUACCACCUACACAGAUUGUUCAGGCCAAUAAACUGCUUUUCUUGGUA
Spea bombifrons (plains spadefoot toad) is the source of this 836-nucleotide messenger RNA. It is a transcript of the gene DNAJB9, whose product is annotated as DnaJ heat shock protein family (Hsp40) member B9. The record is from RefSeq and is a predicted model, not a curated record. NCBI's taxonomy places the organism in Eukaryota, Metazoa, Chordata, Amphibia, Anura, Pelobatidae. Gene Ontology annotation, cellular component: endoplasmic reticulum. The transcript has 3 exons. Gene Ontology annotation, molecular function: misfolded protein binding; protein-folding chaperone binding. The coding region runs from base 155 to 820 and encodes 221 amino acids.